This is a messenger RNA of Hibiscus syriacus, 648 nucleotides long. RefSeq names its product dnaJ protein ERDJ3B-like. The transcript is spliced from 7 exons. The record is from RefSeq and is a predicted model, not a curated record. NCBI's taxonomy places the organism in Eukaryota, Viridiplantae, Streptophyta, Magnoliopsida, Malvales, Malvaceae. The coding region runs from base 1 to 633 and encodes 210 amino acids. Gene Ontology annotation, biological process: protein folding.
AUGUACGAGCCUGAAUUUUUGGAUCUUCCUGAUGUUGGCAACUAUGGACUUCAGUCAUCUGUUUGGAGGGAGAAAAAUAUCUUGAAGCCAGCUCCUGGUAAACGACGGUGUAACUGCAGAAAUGAAAUCCAUCAUAGGCAAAUUGGUCCAGGGAUGUUCCAACAGAUGACCGAACAGGUUUGCGAGGAAUGCCAAAAUGUCAAAUAUGAACGAGAAGGGUAUAUAGUCACGGUUGAUAUUGAGAAAGGAAUGCAAGAUGGACAUGAGGUUGUUUUUUAUGAUGACGGCGAGCCUAUAAUAGAUGGAGAACCUGGAGAUUUGAAGUUCCGCAUUCGCACAGCACCCCAUGACCGAUUUAGGAGGGAAGGCAAUAAGUUACACACCACUGUCACCAUAACACUAGUUCAAGCUCUUGUUGGUUUUGAGAAGGCCAUUAAGCACCUUGAUGAACAUUUAGUGGACAUUGGAUCUAAGGGAAUUACUAAGCCGAAGGAGGUGAGAAAGGUCAAAGGAGAAGGGAUGCCAUUGCAUUUCAACAACAAGAAAGGAGACCUGUAUGUCACUUUUGAGGUCUUGUUUCCCUCGAAGCUCACGGAGGACCAGAAGGUCGAAAUCAAGGCGGUUCUCCGCUAGGAAUUGAUGGUACGA